AACCAUUUGACACCAGGUCAAUAACAUUAUAAGGGAACAAUUUAAACAGCUGUAAAGACGACUGCAGGAACAUGGAGGGAAACAUGGAGAUUGUACAAAGAAUUACUAAAGAAGAAGAGAAGUGCAUCAGGAUGGUGCUAGUUGGAAGAACUGGAUCUGGGAAGAGCGCAUCAGGAAACACCAUUUUGGGAAAGAAAUAUUUCAAAUCUACAGCCAGCCCCUCCUCAGUAACAUCAGUGUGUCAGAAGGAAACAGCUGAGUUUGAGGGUCAGAAUCUGUCUGUAAUUGAUACUCCAGGUCUGUUUGAUACACGUAUGUGUCAGAAGGAUGUCACAGAUGAGAUUGCAAGAUGCAUGAUAUUCUGCGCUCCUGGUCCUAACGUCUUUCUAGUUGUGGUCCAGGCAGGCAGAUUCACAGAAGAAGAACAAGAAACAGUGAAACUCAUCAAGAGGAUUUUUGGAGAGAAGGCAAAAAGUUACACCAUGGUGCUGUUCACUCAUGGAGACGAUCUGGAGGAGAACAGGGUUGAUAUAAAUAAUUUUAUAAAGAAUAACCCAUCUCUCCAGAGAUUCAUCUCUCAGUGUGGAGGAGAGCGUCAUCUGUUCAACAACCGAUCCAAGGAUCCGUCCCAAGUUAGAGAGCUGCUUAAGAAAGUUAACAGGAUGGUUCAGCAAAAUGUAGGAACCUACUACACCAAUGAGAUGCUUCAAGAAGCUCAAAGAGUCAAACGAAAAAUUGUUGUGUUCAUCAUGAACCAAAUCCAGGGAAUAGAUGUUAAAGAGGCGAUCAGAAAAGCAGAAAAUGAAUCUAAAUGGGCUCUUUUUACAAGUCUUAUGGUAACCGGUGGAGCUGCUCUUAGGGCCCUAGGUGGUCCUAUUGGAGCUGUUGCAGGAGCCACAGCAGGAGGUUUGGUAGCAUCAGCAUGUCGCUUGCAGUAG
This is a messenger RNA of Cyprinodon tularosa, 938 nucleotides long. Its product is annotated as GTPase IMAP family member 9-like. Lineage: Eukaryota; Metazoa; Chordata; Actinopteri; Cyprinodontiformes; Cyprinodontidae. The coding region runs from base 72 to 938 and encodes 288 amino acids. Gene Ontology annotation, molecular function: GTP binding. The record is from RefSeq and is a predicted model, not a curated record. The transcript is spliced from 2 exons.